This is a messenger RNA of Phialemonium atrogriseum, 2247 nucleotides long. RefSeq names its product carbon catabolite derepressing protein kinase Snf1. Bases 1 to 2247 code for a protein of 748 amino acids. Gene Ontology annotation, cellular component: cytoplasm. Gene Ontology annotation, molecular function: ATP binding; protein serine/threonine kinase activity. Gene Ontology annotation, biological process: intracellular signal transduction; protein phosphorylation. The transcript is spliced from 5 exons. NCBI's taxonomy places the organism in Eukaryota, Fungi, Ascomycota, Sordariomycetes, Cephalothecales, Cephalothecaceae. The record is from RefSeq and is a predicted model, not a curated record.
AUGGCCCACCGAGCUUAUGACGACGAGGAGCUUUCCAUCUCGCUCACGCCGUCGCAGAUCCGCCGUAACAAGAACCACAACGGCGGCGAGGGCAGCUCUGGCCGCCAUCAGACCAUGGAGCCAAUGAAUCCUGGCAGGAUGGCACCCGACCCCCAACUGCGAGACAAGGUGCGCACCGAGCAGCGCGUCGGGGCAUACAACAUCGUGAAGACCCUCGGAGAGGGCAGCUUUGGCAAGGUCAAGCUGGCUGUGCAUCGGAGCACCGGCCAGCAGGUGGCCCUCAAGAUCAUCGCCAGAAAGAAGCUCAUCAGCCGAGACAUGCAAGGCCGCGUCGAGCGCGAGAUCGAGUACCUCCAGCUACUCCGACAUCCCCAUAUUAUCAAGCUGUACACCGUCAUCAAGACCCCGGGCGAGAUCAUCAUGGUGCUGGAAUAUGCCGGCGGCGAGCUUUUCGACUACAUCGUGCAGCACGGAAAGAUGAAGGAGAACGAGGCGAGACGAUUCUUCCAGCAGAUGCUCUGUGCCGUCGAGUACUGCCACAGACACAAGAUCGUGCACCGAGAUCUCAAGCCCGAGAAUCUCCUGCUUGACGAAAAUCUGAACGUCAAGAUCGCCGACUUCGGCUUGAGCAACAUCAUGACGGAUGGAAAUUUCCUCAAGACCAGCUGCGGUUCUCCCAACUAUGCGGCACCCGAGGUGAUCGGCGGCAAGUUGUAUGCCGGCCCCGAGGUCGACGUGUGGAGCUGCGGAGUCAUCCUCUAUGUCCUGCUCGUUGGCCGCCUACCGUUUGACGACGAGCACAUACCGAGUCUCUUCGCCAAGAUUGCGCGCGGCACAUACGUGGUUCCCACGUGGAUGAGUCCGGGCGCCGCCGCCUUGAUCAAGAAAAUGCUUGUCGUUAACCCCGUCCAGCGUGCCACGAUCGAGGAAAUUCGCCAAGACCCGUGGUUCAUGGCCGACUUGCCCUCCUACUUGCAGCCGCCAGUUGAGGAAUUCCUGAACACGGGCGUCGACCCCAACAAGGCUAUCAAGAUGAGCGACAUCGCCCCGGGCGCGCCACCUCAGGAGCAGGAGAAGCUCCACAACGAAGUUACGGACAAAAUCAGCAAGACGAUGGGUUACGGGAAGAAGGAUGUUCAGGAGGCCCUCGAGGCCGACGAGCCUUCAGCUAUUAAGGAUGCUUACAUGAUUGUGCGUGAGAAUAAACUCAUGCAGAACAACCCGAACCUGGGCGGUCCAGACAACCCGUACUUCCCGGCAUCUCCACCUAACGAGAACGACAUCGUCAAGAUAACUGGAGAUCUUGAUAAUCUCACCACCGCUGAGGCUGCUCAAGCUAGCCCAUUGGAUCCGACCAUGUCGUCAGCUCGGUCUAUCACGUCUUCCAACAACAGCGCUUCGGUGAGACCGUAUGUCUCCAAGGUCGGCAUCUUGCCGAGCAGCCUGCCAGCCUAUCACCGUGACUACAUGGAACGUGAGAAAGCCAACGUGGAGAGCGCGGACGAGCCGUCGCCGGCAAGCUCGGACCCUGAAGCUACACUUCAGCCUCGCACCCAAGCUGACCAGGAUGAGACUGCACGCCGCUUGAAGCCUCACUCCCGCGUUCAACUCCAAAGUGAGAGCCCGGUCCAGGCCCCUCAAGGCCUCACUCCUGUCCACCCCGCCAAGAAGCCGAAGCCGGUCCGCUGGCAAUUCGGCAUCCGCUCUAGGAAUGCGCCUUGGGAGGCGUUGGUUUGCAUCUACAAGGCACUUGCGAAACUCGGCUGCACCUGGCUGGUCGACGAAGACUACGAGAAGGUUCAUGGCAGCGGCGACGGGGACGAGAACGGCGAGUCGGAUGGUUACGGGCCUCCCCUUUCUAGAUCCCAAGGCGGGGCUAGUGCGCCGGCGAUCGACCCCCUCAAGAUCUACAAGCUCCCAGCCGACCCUUGGCACAUUAAGAUUCGCUGGGCUACCGAACAGCUUCGCAAGCACACGGUUGCGUCCCACUUGAGCACUACCUCGGAUUUCGCGGGAGACAAGCUGCAUGUGACAAUCGAUAGCGACAAGAGCCAGUCGGAGUGCGUGGCCAUGCGCAUGGACAUUCAGAUCUACGAGAUGGAAUAUAGUGUAUACCUCGUCGAUUUCAAGUGCGACGGCUACGAGAACCUCGAGGGCAAGCUCCUCGAGGACAAGGACGUCACCAGCCCGUUCCCGUUCCUCGACAUGGCCGCUAAGCUCAUCAUGCAGCUUGCGGAUGCGGACUAA